Molecule: messenger RNA, 1245 nt
Organism: Entamoeba invadens IP1
Lineage: Eukaryota; Evosea; Mastigamoebida; Endamoebidae
Exons: 1
Coding region: 1-1245 (414 amino acids)
Source: RefSeq, a predicted model, not a curated record
AUGACCAAGCCAUCAACAACUAUUGUUCUAUUGGAAAUCCCUCCAGAGAAAGAAACUUUUGGCGAACAACAAUUCUCAAACAGUCAGUGGACUGUGGUUCAAGUACCACAACAAGUCACUUCUUUAGGUACUUCGUGUUUUUUGAAUUGCCAAAAUCUACGUCAAAUUAUACUUCCUGAUGGUCUUAAAGAGGUUGGCAAACUGUGCUUUUCUCUAUGCACUUCUCUUGUUGAUAUCAAGCUACCAACAACCCUUGAACGUCUUGAAAGUGGAAUGUUUGCUAACUGCUCUUCUCUCAAAGAUGUUGAUUUUUCAUCUGUCAAAUUUGUUGGCAAAGAGUGUUUUCUCUGUUGCAGUUCACUUUCAGCAGUGGACUUCUCAGAGAAACUAGUAACGCUCGACAAGUUGUGUUUCUCAAAGUGCAUUUCUCUCAGAAGUGUUUCUUUCAAAGACGGGGUGAAGCACAUUGGUCCACACGCAUUUUCGGGGUGCACAAAUUUGCACAUCAACUUUCCAACGACCUUAAAAUGCUUUGACAAGAACAUAUUGGUCGAACCGUCAAGUAUUGCAGUUGAUGGUGUUAUUAAGAUCACCGACAGUUCUGUUUUCUUUAAAAAGGAAAAUGUGUUAUAUUCGGUACAAGUGAAUUCGAAUGGGAAACCAUUUAAAGUGAAUGGAAGUUUAUUCACACCAAAAAACAAAUCAAUGAAUUACGAAAUAGGAAAUUUAGUCGCAACAAUUUCAAAAUUUUGCUUUGAAAAUGAGAAAUGUAUUACUUCACUGAAAUUCAGUAAAAAAUGCGUUUCGAUUAUGACGAGCGCUUUUCAGAACUGUUCGUCACUCAAAGAAGUGUGUAUACCAAUAGGAGUCACUUCUAUAAAACGAUUGGCAUUCGCAAAUUGUGUUAAUCUCGAAAAAGUGACGUUGUCUGCUCAAGUAUCAACACUCAACAAAGGGACAUUUUCUUCUUGUCAGAAGUUGGAGAGUAUAACUCUUCCUAAUAGUGUGAGGAACAUUAAAAGUGAAUGUUUCAAAAAUUGUUUUAACUUGAGAAACGUCAUUUUGCCGGAAAGGCUUUUGUCUCUUGGAAACAGGUGUUUCGAAGGGUGUAAUUUAACAGAUGAUUUUACAAUACCAAAUACUGUAAGAAUUAUUGGGAAAGGGUGUUUCAAUUUUUGUGAAGAUAUUGCAGACCAAUACUACACUUUUCCCGAUACAACAGAAAAGAGAUUAGGUGACAUUUAA